CGUUCUUUCAGUGUUGUUUUCGGUUUUCUCGUAUCGGCACGGGUUUUCAUUACCCACAUUGGAAUUAUCGGUUAAUAUUGUGUUAAAUUGAAAUAGAUAUUAUUAUUUUACCUCGAGUGGGAAUGAUAAACUAAUUUAAAGUAUUACAAUUCAUCAAAAUGUUGAAGUUUCCAUCGUUUCACACACGUUGCUUCCAAAUACUGUCGGAGUCCCGGUUAAUCCGAGCCGGAUCAUGCGGCUUGCGUCAUCAUCGGAUGGUGAGAUUCGUCCAUACCCAAUCUGCUGGCCUUUGCAACCGCGAAGAUGAUCUCCCGAUAGGAGUCGAAACUAUUACGGACCCGAUAAAGGUACAAAGGGCAACUACUCUGUGGAAGAAGGAGGAGCUUUUAGAUCGCAUGAAUGACCUACUUCAUUGCAACCCGGAGGACUUGGAGCGGGUUUACAAGGUGAACAAGAAAACGCUGAAAACUGUUCCUCCCAAACUAAUUACGGAUAACAUCCGGCUUCUGUUGGAACGAGGGGUCAGCGAGAAAUCUAUACUUAAUCAUCCGAAGAUACUUUCGAUCAACUAUGAUGAAUUGGGAAAUAAGCUGGAUUGCUUGAUGAAUUUCAAGGAUUUGCAAGACAUAAAUCACGUGGUCCCGUUCUUGAGCAUUCCCAUGGAUGUACUCGAAAGGGUUAUUGAAAUUUCUCAAAAUGAAACCAUCGAGCAUGGGAAUAGAAUUUACUAUUUAAAUGCAAAAACGGGAGUGGAUUUUGAAACGAUAAGCCGCUACUUUGCCACCAGUAUUCGGGUCUAUAGGAUUGCGUUGGACAAGUUCAAAUCAAACCUCGACUACUGCCUGCAGCAUCUUGAACCUUCGGAUAUAGUGAAACAUUUAUCAGUUCUAGCAUAUGCCAGCUCUUCAAUUGUCGAAAGACUGCAAAUGUUGAAGAAUUCACCGCUUCAAAAAAUUAAACCCUGGAUGGUGAGGGUACCCAAUUUGGCACUGGAAAAAUCAUUCGAAAAGGUGAUCGAGAAAGGUGCUAACCCGUCCUUCAAAGAUCCGAUAACUGAAAUGUGGUUUGAGAACCAUGUUCUUAAAAGGGUGGAAUGUUUGCUCGAGUGUAGCGAAGAAGAGGCAAAAAUCUGCUACGAUGCUUGCAAGGGGGCGGUUUCAUUGUUGGAUAAUGUUGAACAGCUGCUGGAAAAACAGAUAACAAAAGAAACUAUUUUGCGAAACCCCACAGUGCUGAUGGCGAAGAAGGAAGAACUGGCAACGAAAAUAUUGAAACUUACAGAACUAACAGGAUUGAGAGAUAUGAACGAUAUGAUUCCACUCUGCACGCUCAAACCUUACCAAGUGAUAAAAAUCGUGAACUCGAUGAACAGCGAAAGCCUUCCAAAUAACAGCAAUCGAAUUUAUCAUUUCGCAGAUAAGACCAAAAUCCCCCCGGCCGAUGUAGCCAAACAGUUUGCCCGUAGAACGUUUAUGUUCCGCAUUCCGAAGGAAAGCUUCAUGGAGAAUCUGGAUCAUUUUGUUGAAAACAUGGACAGCGAAGAUGUCCUAGCCGAUCUGUGGGCAUUUAAGUAUUCUCCGACAGUUGUCGCGGAAAGGAUAGCCCGAGCGAAAAAGGUUCGUGGCAAGAAGCUAAUGCCUUGGAUGGUGCGAUGUCCCGACACUGUCUUAGAGAAGUCUCUGCAGCUAACCAAGGAGAACGGAGAGUUGCUGGGUGAAAACGAAACCAUUGUCGAAUAUUUCGGCAAACGAUUGGGUUUCAAUCGGGACGUUACCAAUGCCAUUUUUCUGAAAACUCCGUCAGUGCGGAAUGUUCGUGUAACCAAGGUAAAAAAAGUUAUCGAUUACCUCUUGGAAGAAUUGGACUACACCCCGCACGAUAUUGCACUCAAUCCGAGAAUCUUGAUGCACAGUCUUCAAACGACCAAAAAGCGUAUGGAACAAUUGAAGCAGAUUGGGUGCCGACCUCGAUCGUUGAUCAUUGUAUGUCGAAGUAAACGGCAGUACGAUCUGUUCCUCAAGGAAUGGGAAGAAGCUAAAGAACGCAGGAAGAAAGCACUCGCCUCAAGUGGGAGCUAUUGAAAUCAAGUAUGUAUGUAUAGUUUUAGUAUGCUAGUGAAUGUAAAAUGCGUUUCCGAAA
This is a messenger RNA of Aedes aegypti (yellow fever mosquito), 2139 nucleotides long. RefSeq lists its product as uncharacterized. The transcript is spliced from 2 exons. Gene Ontology annotation, molecular function: double-stranded DNA binding. The record is from RefSeq and is a predicted model, not a curated record. Gene Ontology annotation, biological process: termination of mitochondrial transcription; regulation of DNA-templated transcription. Gene Ontology annotation, cellular component: mitochondrial matrix. NCBI's taxonomy places the organism in Eukaryota, Metazoa, Arthropoda, Insecta, Diptera, Culicidae. The coding region runs from base 159 to 2081 and encodes 640 amino acids.